ACAAGAGGUUUAAGAAGCAUGCCUAUAUUCAUUUAGGAGAAGACAAUCAUCUUGUGCUAUUCCAAUACAUUGGAGAUGAGAGAAUUGCUGAAGAUCUUCCUCAUGGUAACUCCAAAAUGCAUCUGUUCCAUACAUCUGACUUUGUCCAUCUGUAAUCAGAGCCAUCAAAGAUGUUUCCAGCAAUUUCACAGAAACUUUGACUUGUUUAAAUCGGCAAGCAGCUACCUCAGAUGUUCCAGAAGUAUAUAAACCACGGUCACGUCUUCACGUCAUGAAUACGAGAUACAGGGGGCAAAAAGACUGCACAAAGGAAAAUCACACCAACAGCCUGGACAAAACUGGAGAGCCUACGCUAUACAAUCUUGCAGUUGCUUUAAAGGACACUGAAGUGGAGAAGAUAGUACCUGAGAAAGGAAAAAGGAAAAAACCGAAAAGGCUAAAGAAUCUACAACACAUAGUUCGAGCAUCAUCUGAUUUCCCUGACAAUCAGGAUAAUCUACGGCCAACAGAAGACAGUCACGUGAUGCCAGUAAGAAAUCCUCAGACACCUUUGGACUUUGGUUUAGUAGAAUCAAACACAGCCUUAUCUACUGCUGGCAUUGAUAACACACAAGUGUUACAAUCAGAGACGGGCCAAACAGAUCAUCUUCAUCCUUUGACGUGUGAUGGAGCAAAUGUACCACAGACUAUAAGCAGAGAAAACAAGGACCAAGGAGCCUCAGAAGCGGUUGAUUUCCUUAAAACCAUUCUCCAAGAUCAAUGUAUUACCUCAAGCAAUUCUAUCUCUGCGAAUGCUCCUUCGAAACAUGUAAAGGAAAACGAGUUGACAUUUUCCUCAUCCAAAGAUGGCAGCUGUCAAAUCCCUUGUCAAGACGACAAACAGUCAAAUUCAGACAUCGCAGUACACACAUCAGGAAAAGAAACUGCACCAGGUCCUCCAGUGCUGGUAGAAAAUGACAACAGUGAACACACACAACCAGCUUCACUCGAAAACUUCAUUCACGCCAUUGUCAACGAUGGCAGGCUUGUGAGGAUUAUUCAGCUACUCAAUCAAAUUCAGAGUACAUGGAAUGUCAGUCAGCAGCAAUCAUAUUAUCAGCACAGAGCCGAUGAACACCGGGCUUUUUGAGCAUGAAGCAUCAGCUCACAGAUCAUCUGGGAACUCCUGUAUCAAAGAUAACGGCUCACAGUGGCUUUCAUCUUCUCUGCCUCUCACAGCUUCCACACUUAUCACACAAGUGAAAAAUCUAUGGGUGUCUGAUUUCAAUUUGACCAGUGACCUUCUUCUCAAAACUGAAACUGUUCAACAAAACACGAAUUCAAAUACCUUUCCACCUUUACUUGCAUCAUUAGUGUUAGGAGCAUUUCAAAUGCAAACAGACGUUGUUGAGUUUAUGGAAACUCUCAAAGAACGACCAGGGCAUUUAAAACCAUCAGGCAACGAUAUCACUGUAGAGGUCUCAAACCAAGUCCGCUUUAGCAUUGGCAGAUAUACAGUGGCUGGACAGGACCUGAUGAAGCUGAACAAAUCAUCAUGGCUUGACGACAGCGUGAUCCAUGCUUACCUGUAUCUGUUGGAAGAACGAUUCUCUAAAGAAGGCACGAAAAUAUUCAUCUUGGAAUGUUUCCUUGCUGAAUUCUGGGAAAAGAAGAAUUAUGGAGAGUGGUUGUAUAAAGAGGUAGCCCUGGUGGAGUACACGUGGAUCCUGAUGCCGAUGUGUCGACACAGUCACUGGAUACUGCUUGCUGCGAACAUAAGAAAUGGGGAUGUUUGUGUGAUUAACUCUAAACCCUCAGAGGACACACAGAGAAAUAUUUUUCAGCACUGGAGGGAGUACAUGGCCUGUAGAAGUCGGGAAACGAAAGAGAAUCUUUCUGCCUGGAGGGAGAUCCAGUGCCCCGUCUUCCCACAAACUGACGGCAGCAGCUGUGGUGUGCAUAUUCUUAUGGCUGCUGAGGCAUUGCUGUCAGGUGUCUGUCCUGCUGUCAUGAGGAACUGUCACGUAUCUGGAUAUCGGGAGUAUGUUAAACACCAACUUCUAGAUGCAGCAGAGAUGCAGACAAACAAUGAAGAAAUCAACGUUCACUCACCCGAGGAGGUGGAAAUCAUACAGAUCCCCAAUGACACAAGUGCCAGCAAACAAGACGUUGAGGCGGAAGAUAUUCGGAAGAGGACAUCCACACAAACAUGUGUGAUCGACGUCCACAAUCAAAGGGUCACCUGUGAAGAACUAGUGAGAGAUAUUUCUAACAUGGAGGUGGAACCUUCGACUGUCACGACACAAGAACGAUUAGAUAAAUGUGGAGGUUUGACUGACAACACAAACAUUAUUGUAACAGAGAGUAUUCACAACAGUGAAAACACGGGAAUAAUGGAGAUUACAGCAACAAGUGACAUGAUGCCAUCUGAACCGCAUGAUACAACACCAGGAUUGUGUCCAGAAGACAUACGUUCAUAUUGUGAAGAACUAUUUCAAAAUCAAAAAGUCUUCCUUUGUAGCCUUGACCCUUGUAUGCUUCAUGAAAGGACGUCGUCUGCCAUUAAUGGCUCUUGAUGACCAAAAAAAUACUUCCCCGCUGAAAGACUAUAUUAACUGGGGCUGUCAACUGUGUAAUUGUGAGGCAACUACAAACGCCGAAAUAAGGAAUGCGUUCCUUCGAUUAGAAAACCUUGUCUUGACAUCAGAACAGAACACGCUUGUCAUACUUAGGAAUACCGAUAUACAAAGAGCCUUAUCCUCAGUGAUUGCAGAUCACCUUCAAGAAUACAUUGACAUUAUUGAUCUAAAAUUCACUUACCUUCAUAUCAGGGUCCAUGAACAAGAUGGCGGUUUCUAUGUGUGUCUAAAGGGGAAAAUGGUUGAGG
Haliotis rubra (blacklip abalone) is the source of this 2866-nucleotide messenger RNA. RefSeq lists its product as uncharacterized. Gene Ontology annotation, molecular function: cysteine-type peptidase activity. Lineage: Eukaryota; Metazoa; Mollusca; Gastropoda; Lepetellida; Haliotidae. The coding region runs from base 1071 to 2555 and encodes 494 amino acids. The record is from RefSeq and is a predicted model, not a curated record. Gene Ontology annotation, biological process: proteolysis. The transcript is spliced from 6 exons.